Molecule: messenger RNA, 1029 nt
Organism: Musa acuminata AAA Group (dessert banana)
Lineage: Eukaryota; Viridiplantae; Streptophyta; Magnoliopsida; Zingiberales; Musaceae
Exons: 1
Coding region: 1-510 (169 amino acids)
Source: RefSeq, a predicted model, not a curated record
AUGAGCUCUGUGUGUAGGUCUUCUCUGAGCUGCGUGGACGUACGUGAGUCGACGAGAGCCAGCUACAAGAACCUCUACAAGUGGCCGGAGUCCGAUGCCGAGUUCGUGAAGUCGAUGGCGGCGGGAAGAAGAAGAGGGGAGAGAGGUGACCCCAGCGGUCUCAACAGCGGCACCAACCUCGAAGAAAGGAGGCGGCCGAGUGCAGGCCCGAGCGUGGUCGAUAGCUACUCAUGCCGCCAGUUGUACCUGAGAAGCUACGUCUUCACCAAGGAGGAGACGGUCUCAGAGAAGAUGAAGCGGCACUGCUUCAGAAAGGAGAAGAAGACGGCCGCAGUCUUGCCCAUCUUCGCCAGCGGGAGCACCGUGAGCAGUGGCGGCGCCAACGUCGAUACCAAGGGUAAUGGGAAGCAUAAGAAGACGAAGAAGGAUUGUGCGGCUCUAAUGAAGCUAAGAGAUUUCUUGCAUCGCCUCCUCUGCACCGCCGGCGUCGACGUGGUGGAUAGAGAUUGAAACGUCGUUUUAGAUCAAAGGACUCACCAUCUUUUCUUCUUCUUCUUCUUCUUCUUCUUCUUCUUCAUAUGGAGUUAGAAGGACGUCAGGAAGGAAUCAUGUAGGAAGCAGACGUCUUCUCUCUCAAUUCCGUCAAAGAUUGGUGUGAAGAACAGAGUCUAGUGAUCAGCUUUUACAUAUUGUUCUCAAUCUUUAGCUAUUGGAUUGAAAGAAAGGAUGAACAGCUAAAGUUACCUCAAGAGAAAAAUCCGAAUAAUCCAUCUCGGUUAAGAUUUCUUAAAGCUCGAUAGCUAUUUUCAACGUUCGAAAAGUGGUCGAGAUUGGAUCAGACUUAACAUCAUUGAGCUGACAACAGCAACUGCAAACUCAAAUUGUAGCGCAACCAUUCCAAAAUUGUGAAGACUCAAUGAUGAGAUAAACCUGCAAAUGCUGCCAAGUUAAGCAUCGAGUGCAGAUGGAAUCGUAGUGCAUGGAAGCUGGCAUUUUGGUUUUUUAAGGUGAAGUAAAUGAUAUGGAAGG